AUGAUGAGCAGAAUAUCAUUCAUUUUGCUUCUCGCCAUAGUCAGUCUUGUUGAUGGUCAAACUGAGAACAACCGAGUCUGUGAUGAUGACAUGCGGCCACUCAUUGUCAUAUCGCUUCCGCUCAAGGCUGACAACACCAACUCUGUUGAGUUCAGAUUUCAAUUCAUCCGACCUCCUCUCACCUUUAUCCUGAGCAUCCAGAUCGAAUCCUUGACAACAGGCAGCAAAUUGAACCGCCAAGUCCUUAUCACUGCAUCCGACAACUUCAGCAUGACAAGUUUUUUUGAACCUGACGAUUGGAGAUUGACUGCAUCCAUCCUUUCUGAAGGAACCUUGCUGCAAGCGAACAGCAGCAGGUUCACCGUCGGGCUUCCGCGAUAUGCCGAGCACGUGGGUGGAGCUUACCUGCGCUUCGGUGAUGGCGACAUCAGCGCAGCGUACCAUGGGACCGAUGAGAUGCAGACGCCAGACAAGAACUUGAGCCGAGAGAUCCAAGCGGCGUUGGGUAUGCAGGUGACAUUCGGCUCGCUGAUCAUUUUAACUGCAAGCCGGGCUGUCUACUCAAAUUGCGCUCUUGCACAUGCAGCUUCAACCUACGAGAGCAUCGCCUUGGACUUCCUUGAGACUCUCCGAGCGUCGAAGCCCUCGUUGUUCAUCGGGAAUGAGCAUAUCGACGUCGAUCUCUUGGAUAUUCUUUUCGGCCCUCAGUGCGUGCAUGUCAAAGUGCCUUCGAGCAACGCUUACUCCUCCAUCGACUCGAUCGAGCGCGAAGCUAGAGAUGUGCUCGCAAGUGGAGAAUCGUCAACGUUCAGGACCGUCGUACUUGCCCUGGGUGUCUCUACUUCGGCUCUUCAGUAUCGCUUGCGAAAUCUGGAGAACCUCUUCUUGUUUGACUUUGGGAGUCUGUUGGACGCGCUGGCGAAGUGGAGAACAAGGGGAAACACGCCGACGAUAAUGCCCCCUGCGUGGAUCAAGAUCUCAGGUUUCAACGCCAAUGAAUUUCUCAAGGCAUUCUGUGCCAGAAUAGGAAACAUCGACGUCACUUGCAAGAGGUACAUUGCUGCUGUUGCUGCGCGGCACCUUUCGAACCUGUCGAAACCAUAA
Messenger RNA from Guillardia theta CCMP2712, 1104 nucleotides. RefSeq lists its product as hypothetical. NCBI's taxonomy places the organism in Eukaryota, Cryptophyceae, Pyrenomonadales, Geminigeraceae. Bases 1 to 1104 code for a protein of 367 amino acids. The transcript is spliced from 9 exons. The record is from RefSeq and is a predicted model, not a curated record.